Uncinocarpus reesii 1704 is the source of this 231-nucleotide messenger RNA. RefSeq lists its product as uncharacterized. NCBI's taxonomy places the organism in Eukaryota, Fungi, Ascomycota, Eurotiomycetes, Onygenales, Onygenaceae. Bases 1 to 231 code for a protein of 76 amino acids. The transcript has 2 exons. The record is from RefSeq and is a predicted model, not a curated record.
AUGGCCAAAGAGCACCGCAGGAGUGAAAAUAUGGUUGAAAGGUAUGGUAGUGAGACAUUGGAGCUGCGCCUGAGGGAAGAAGAUCUGAAACUCCAGAAGAACACUUCUCCACUCUUUUAUAGCCCAGGCCUCGGGGUUCGUCGCCUCGAGCUCUUCACUUGGGAGGUUGUCUCAACAGCGAGACGUUUUGACAUGACUGGAAGUAAUGGAUCAACCAUGAAUCUCGCCUGA